This is a messenger RNA of Xiphophorus couchianus (Monterrey platyfish), 3028 nucleotides long. RefSeq names its product ubiquitin-conjugating enzyme E2, J1 (gene ube2j1). The record is from RefSeq and is a predicted model, not a curated record. Lineage: Eukaryota; Metazoa; Chordata; Actinopteri; Cyprinodontiformes; Poeciliidae. The coding region runs from base 331 to 1296 and encodes 321 amino acids. The transcript is spliced from 8 exons.
ACUUCCUGUUUACGUUCGACAAAAUGACGUCACGCUAAAAAUGUUAAACGGAGUGUUUCGAUAUUGAAACAUCAGAUAACUUAAGAGACAGCAUCCUUCUGAUUUUGAUACGAAACUAUAUGCAAACGUCCCCUAAGCCGCAGCUUCCGGAGCCCGUACCCCGAGGAAGAACUCCCUCUGUCGGCGCAUCUCAGCCAGAAAGCAAGCUAGCCGGGUUCUUCAUUCCUGGUAGCCUAGGAAGUAACGUCUUCUGUAAGUUAGUGUUGGAACGAGUUGGCCGCGGACUCUAACGAACUUCCAGAUUAAGCAGAAUACGUCGCGUCUGCCAGCAUGGAAAAUAAAUAUAACCUUAAAAGUCCAGCGGUGAAGAGGCUAAUGAAGGAAGCUGCAGAACUGAGGGAUCCGACGGAGCACUACCACGCCCAGCCACUGGACGACAACCUCUUUGAAUGGCACUUUUCUGUACGCGGGCCUCCAGAUUCUGAUUUUGAUGGUGGAGUGUACCAUGGCAGGAUUGUGCUGCCUCCGGAAUACCCCAUGAAGCCUCCCAGCAUCAUCCUGCUGACACCAACUGGGAGAUUUGAAGUGGGGAAGAAGAUUUGUCUGAGCAUCUCAGGGCAUCACCCAGAGACUUGGCAGCCUUCUUGGAGCAUCCGAACUGCUCUAAUAGCUAUAAUUGGAUUCAUGCCAACUAAAGGUGAAGGUGCAAUAGGAUCUCUGGAUUACACCCCAGAAGAGAGAAAGGCCCUCGCUAAAAAGUCCCAGGACUUCUGCUGUGAAGCUUGUGGCUGUUCGAUGCGAUCUGCCCUCCUGCCUCUGACCUCCAACAGCAACCCCAGUGCUGAGGAUCGCCAGGCCAAAGAACUAGCACAGCAAAUCAAAUUCAAGGCAGAGUCCAGCAUAAUACCACAGGCUUCAACAAGUGGAAGUAAAGCUUCAACUGUCACUCAGGGAGAAACCUCCAGCUCUUCUGAGCAGCAAGCUGAAGAAAGGCCCCAGGCUGAACAGGCGGAAGCGUCUCCAGCAGCAGAUCCAGAGGAGCUCCAGGCCCCCAAUGACAGCGGCCCUGUUCGUCGGCUCAGUCCCAGACAGCGCCGGGCCCAGCAGCUCAGCCGACAGGCCCCCAGGACCGGCAGAGAACCAGUAGCUAGCAGAGCUCUGUUUGGUCCGGCGCCUCGCCGUGACAACCAUGCAGCCUCUGCAGUCCUCAUCGUGGUUCUCACCCUGGCCUUGGCUGCCCUCAUCUUCCGCAGAAUCUAUUUGGCUAAUGAAUACAAGUUCAACUAUGACUUGUGAUGUUUCCCCUUACCGCUGUAGUCCACAGAACUCUGAGCAGAACCGUGGAGGGCAAGCUGAGGCUGUAGCUAACACUGACGUUGGGGCUUUUCCACUAACAUGCUUCCAGGACUAGAGCAGGCUGGUGCUAGAGCUGUUUCUAAUCUGAUUCUAUCAUAAAGGUAAAAACUCCUGGUUUUAUUCACGGCUGUAGAGCAGACCCAGUCUCAUCAUGAUGUCUUCCAGGAUGUUUCCUCCUUUCUCUGGUGUAUCCUGUGUUUCAGCAGAGGAACACCUUACCCAGACCGAGUACAGUUUGUCUCAUUACCUCUGCACACAUGUUUUAAUGUCAUAUAUUUGAUUUAGAAGUGCUACUUUACACAACUCGUGAUGUUUAGAUGAGGCCCAGUUCACUGUAAAAAUCCCCUGAAUCUAAACUGUCAGCAGACGAUGGUAAAACAACUGUAUCAGAGUAGCAACUGCGCCUAGCAUGACAGCUGGUUAACUCCUCUUCCUCAUGCCUCGACUUCAUGUUCCUAUUAUAGCUUAGCAGUUUUCAUACGUCAGCUUAACACAAACACUACAGUAAAUCCAAAACUUGAAACCUUUUCAAGUUUUGUGCUUAAAGCCUUUUCAUAAUAACAAUAAUACGUUUUAUUUCUAGGUGUCUUUCUUCACUUCAGGACGCUGAGUUUUAGUUGGUUGUUGGUCUCUGUGAACCUGCCUCAAGCCUCUGAUGGAGGAGGGUCUUUUACAUGAAGUUUGUGUGUCUGUAGCAUCACUUCCUGCUUCCUCAUUUAGCCUCAGAACAUUAAGCAGAAAAAAUACUGGGUUUGAAGCUAGCACUAGCUCUUAUUUAGUACUGGAACCAGUUUGCUGGAAAAGCCCUUCGUGCUCUGCUGCCUCAGCAGCCUGCUCCUCUCAGGAGGCCGUAUCAUUCCUGCUGCUGCAGUCAACAACACCUCCAGGGUGUCUUUUAAUCAGUGUGACUUUUACUCUCUGCGGCAUUGUGGCCUGCGGCAUUAAGAACUGGAAGCUUUUUUCAUUUAUAGAACUCAUGCCGUGGCCAACAUGUCUCCCUCUCCUCAUGUAAUUGUUGAAUGUCCAACGGCUGUACUUAUUCUGUCAAUUAAAACUGUAACUGAUAAGUUAGCAACAUGGGCCAAUGUGAGCUCUUUCUCUCAUCAGACUGAUGUGUGUUUGAAAUUCCUGCCACACAAAAAUCUGAUUCCAAGAUGUUGGGGCAAGAGUUUGGAAAAGUCUUAGUUUUAAAGCAAGAUAUAAACUAUCACACACUUCUCAUGUUUUCCUUUAUCUUGUAAAAGAUGGGAGUCAGCAAAUAUCAAGAGGGUUAUGUAAGCUGCCAUUUAUCAUAGACGCAAGGAGUUCUUAUUAACUUAAUGUGUGUGUGAGGGCGUGUGUGUGGGGGUGGAUGGUUUGCUUUAAAAUAAAAAGUAUCAGAUUUUUAAUUCAGUGACUUUUUAUGCUAAAUUGAAGGUUUCUGUUAGAUGAUAGGUUCACUCUAAGCAGAUUUUAGCGUUCGCUCAUGUAUACAUGCAGCGUGCUGCACUGUGAUUUUCAGGUUUUAUGGUAGGACUGCUAGAACUUGUAAGAACCUCAGACUCAUAAUUGAUUUGCCAAAGAAUCACCAUCAACAAAAUUUUCAAUAUGUGAAUGUUCACAAAUGAUUUUAUGAGUUUAUGUUUGCAAAUAAAGAUGUAACCCAGUGAAAUAAAUCUGAUGAGGAAAACAA